AUGGCGGCAGCCACGAAAGACAAAUGGGCCGACAUGGACAAUGAGGACGAUGACUUGGGUCCUGUGGGAUGGGUUUUAGAGGAAAUAAUGGCCAUCAAGUCUAAAGAAGAGGCGGAAGCCGCUAAGAAAGCUGUCAAGGAGCCAGUGGAGGACAGGAAGGUGGAGCCUGAAACGGUGCUGGACAUCAUGAUCUUCUUUGAACAGGCGGAGAGGCAAGCAAGAGAGGAGGCAAGGAUGAUGGAGGAUGUGGACGCCCUGCUGGAGCUGGUUGUGGGGGAAACCCUGGGGAUUGAAGAAGUGCCCACCAAGGCGGCCAAGCUGCCAGGGGACAACAGCGACAAAAGCUGUGCCAGCCCCGCGGGUGUGCUGAGCCAGCCACCCUCCACAGACGGCAGCCCACCCUCUUCUGGAGACUGCACCCCGCCCACCCCGGCCCGCUCAUCCCCAGCGAAGACACUCGACCUGCUCACAGCCGUCAAGGCAGCGGUGCACGCACACAGAGAGCAGCACUGCGCCACAUCAGCCGGUGACAGCACAGCUUCUGACAGCUGCCAGCUUCGCAGCAGGAGCCGGUCAAGAAGCCGCAGCCUCCAGGUAUCUCUUGCAGGCUCGCAGCCCAGCGGCCAGCGGCAGUCAGGGGACCUUCCCAGCGUCCCACAGAGUGCCAGCCCAGAUGCAGCAGAGCUGUGCAGGUCAUUGCGGCGGGCUCAAGCUACCCUGCUGGCCACUGCCUGGAGUGGCUCUGCGCGCCUGCCAGCAGAGCUCAGACAGCACUCCAAUGUCCAUGCUAGAGUGAGCCACAGCACAUGCUGCAUGCCCAGCAACGCAGCUGCUGUCGCAGCUGCAGCCCAGCAGCGCAGCGCUCAAUGCCAGAAGGUUGCUCCAGAGCCGGCCUGCCAGUCAAUAUCAGUGCAGGCUGCGGCCGGCAGCGCUGCUAGAGCAAGUGUCAGAGCAGCCAUGCAGAGCAGGGCAGCUUUUGCCAGCAGGCGGGCGGCCCCAUCGGAUGCCUGCCCACAGCCCAAGAAGAAGAAGACCCUGCUGCAGAAGAUUGGGGGUAUUGGCAAGGCAUUUGUGUACUCUCUCUGCAUCUACCCGAGGCAGUGGGAUGGGAGCGUGGAAUAUUACUCCGGGGCAGUGCACACUACUACCACACAAAGCAGAACGAUAAUGUGUUGA
Molecule: messenger RNA, 1176 nt
Organism: Coccomyxa subellipsoidea C-169
Lineage: Eukaryota; Viridiplantae; Chlorophyta; Trebouxiophyceae; Coccomyxaceae
Exons: 2
Coding region: 1-1176 (391 amino acids)
Source: RefSeq, a predicted model, not a curated record